AUGGUGCUCAACUUUGAUUUUCUGAGCGGCUGGAGAAAGCCCCCGGCACCUCAGCAGGUUCCGCUCAUUCCAGUCACAGUCUCGGAGGAAGGCAUCACCGAGGGCGAUGACGAUGCACAAGGUACGCCGCUAAGACCACGUGGACCAUUCUCUGCAGAUGCCGUUGGGAUCGACACCCGUCAGGGAUUGUGGUGGCUAGUGCAGGACUCUGACUUGCUGUUCUUCCUGUUCCCAGGGCAGCAGCGGGCUCAUUCAGUUUUUCUCUCACGAAAAGAUGAUUUCCUGAAACUGCCGGCGCGCUGUCCGCGGCACCAAACAUUGAAGGAGCGGAAGUUGCUGGAGUGGCGCAGCAUACCAUAUCGAGACAUUGUGAGCGGCGAAUUGAAGAGGUCCACAGCAGCGAUCACCCACGUCUGGCUCAGCAAGAAGCACUUCGAUCCAGAUGGGCUCAAACUUGCCAGACUGAAAGGCGUGCUUGCAAGCGAGGCAUGUCGAUGGAUUGAAUAUGUCUGGCUCGACUUUGCUUGCGUUCCUCAGCCAUGGAACGAUGACGGAUGUUACGAGCAGCUCUCCGUCGAGGAUGAGACCCUGCUCAAGCAGUCAAUUGAGCAUUGCCUUCCAUAUCUGUAUCUUGGUGCCACCGUGAUUGUUCUUUGGGACGAUGGCUUCGAUAUCCGGUUUUGGCCAGCUACCGAACUUUUUCUUUCUUGUAAGACUCCGACGCUCCUCGGGCUAACCCCCAGCUUGGCGGAGCAUUACCGGACAGUAUUCGCAUGCAUGCAAAGCCACGAGGGGCAGGAGGGCAAAAUCCAGGAGCUGGUGAUGAAAGUGUGGAUGGGCAUGUCAGCUGACACGGCCUGUGACCUCCUCAUGCAAGAGAGAUUUGUGACAACCAUUGGGAGAGACAAGACGGUGAUCAUGCGUGUAAUGAAGCACAUGGAAGAGAAUUUAAGGCAGCUCUUCCGAGAGCAUCCCUUGCUGAUCACGCCUCGCCACGCUAUUGCUGGAUUGAGCUUUGCGAAGGCACGUUGCAAGCUUGAUUUCACGGUUGAUGUGAUGCAUAUCAACCGCGUCUUGAACCGGAAGACUGCCAUCAUGUUGGCCGCUGAACAAGGCCACAACGAUGUGCUGCGAUUGAUCCUUGCAGUGCCUGACAUUGAUGUCAACGCAAAGGACACUUCGAUGGGAUACACAGCACUUCAUUUUGCUGCGCGCGAGGGGCAGGAAACGGCUCUGCAGUUGCUCCUUGCCGACGCGCGCACGGCCAUCAACACAAAAGCAGACAACGGAGACACUGCCUUGACCCUUGCCUUGUCAAGCGACAAGUUCCGCAUCACACAGUUGCUUCUGACCCACACUGGUGUCGACGUCGACACGCGAUCUAUGCGCCUUGCUAUAGAGAAAGAGCUUGAUGAAGCGCUCUUCGCUCAAGUCCUCAAGUGUCCUACCUUGGACAUCAAUGUAGACCUGGGGGCAAAGUGUGGCAGCAUCGGUGGCUUCAGGCCAUUACAUCUAGCAGUCCAGCGUGGCAACGCAAGGAUCGUUGUGCAAGUUGUGGAGACGCCGGGCGUGGAUUUGAAUGCCCGGGCGGCUGGAGGGAUGACCCCGCUUCAUGUGGCUGUGAAGCAUGGCAAGGUCCUAGUUGUCGAAGCCUUGUUGCCAAGACCUGGCAUCGACCUGAAUGCUUCCACUGAUGAUGGCUUCUCACCCCUGUCACUGGCGGCUGUCAACGGGCAGGUGCAGUUGAUAAAGAUGUUUCUCAAGAAAGCAGACAUGAGUGUGGGCCUGAAAUCAGUGCUGGCUUUGACACUGCAGCAGGACUCCAAGGAGUGUGAAGAGGUCGCAAGUUCCAUUCUUGCAGCCAGAGCGGAAGUUGCUCUAGGCACAGUCACUGCUUUCAGAGACCUCGUCAAGAAGGUUCAAGGUGUCAGAGAAGAACUGGUCGCAGGGAUUGGCUUCCCGGGCAAGCUUUUGCGGGCGGCCAUGCAGGAAGGCGAUAUCGAACUCCUACGAUUGGUUUUGGCUAUUCCCAGGUUGGAUGUCAACUCGAAGGUAUUCUUUGUAGAAGGCACAGCUCUGCAAUAUGCUGCAGAAGGAGGGAGAAUUGAACUGUUGAAGGUUUUGCUGCAGGAGCCCGCCAUCGAUGUCAACGCUAACACCAGUGGCUGGACGGCACUGCACGCAGCCGCAGAACAUGGCCAUUGUGCUAUCGUGGAGCGUCUCCUUGAAGUGCCUGGAAUCGAUACGAAUAUUCGUUCAGGAUUCUAUACGCCACUGGCCAUAGCUGAGCAAACCUGUCAAGACCGAGUAGCUGCCAUGCUUCGGCGUGGGGGAGGAAAGCGCUGGUCCAAGAGCUGGCUGCGAUCCGGGCCCUAA
Molecule: messenger RNA, 2376 nt
Organism: Symbiodinium natans
Lineage: Eukaryota; Dinophyceae; Suessiales; Symbiodiniaceae
Source: the annotation of a GenBank genome assembly